AUGGAACAGCGCUGUUCUCUGACGAUCAAUGCCAAAGCAUAUUUGCAACAAAAACUAUAUGGUCAAGUCUUAGCAAAUAUUCAGAAAAUUAUACCUAUUAGUGAAUUAUUGGAAGAAGAGCGUGAAAUAUUGACCUUAGCUUCUCGCAUGUGGAUCAACAAUUAUCGCCUUCAGUGGCGAAAAAUAGAAUCUUAUUUGAAGGACGAAACAAAUACAGAAGUUGAAGAAAUAAAAAUGUACCGUAAUUUGGUGCGUAUGAAAAUUGAAACUAUAUCAAAAUUAGUAUUAAAUAUACUAAAAACUGCUAAGUUUUCGGAACAAAUAUCUAUCGACUCACAGGUUAGUGUUCUUCGCUUAAAAGCUGAUUGUUAUCGCUAUCAGACUGAAGUGGCAGAAGAUGAAGAGAUUAAGUAUGCCGCCCAUAAGACACUUAAUGCAUAUAUGAAAGUCUGUCUUCAUCUAACCGGUGCACUGCAUCAGAAGGAUCCAUUGCGUGCAGAAAUUCCUUUAUAUUUUGCAACUUUAUAUCAAGAGUCAAAAGUAGCGCCCAUCACUGCAUGUUAUGAUGCACAAAAGUUUUUCGAAAAAUUAAGAAUGAUGGUAUUUAAGGUUCCACUCAAAAUAAUUUCCUAUCAAAAAGGAAGCUCCAUGAUAUCUAUACAAUAUGCGAGGAGUUCUACCGAUACUAGUAGAGAAAGUGCACCUAAAGAAGAGCUUACUCUACUGUAUAAAAAUGUAUUUCAGUAUAAUUCUAGUGAUGAGGAGGAUGAUGCAGACGAACUCAACUCCAAUUUAGAUAUUCCAUUAGAUACCACCUGCUGUGAGUUAUCUAAAAAAUAUAUGCAUGCAAUUUUGGAUGAGCCUACUUAUACGUGUGAUGAGGACAUUUUAUCUUCUGAUGAAGAAACUGUUUCAAUAAGCAAAAAACUUAUCGAAGAAUAA
Teleopsis dalmanni is the source of this 942-nucleotide messenger RNA. RefSeq names its product 14-3-3-like protein RA215. The record is from RefSeq and is a predicted model, not a curated record. Lineage: Eukaryota; Metazoa; Arthropoda; Insecta; Diptera; Diopsidae. The coding region runs from base 1 to 942 and encodes 313 amino acids. The transcript has a single exon.